UCAAUAGAAAAUUAAAAAGAAAAUAUAUAUAUACAUAUAUGGCGGUGGCUAAUUCUGGUGGCCGGUGGAAAGAGAUGAGGAGCUUGGGAGUCCAAGUGAUUACUGGGCGGUGGUUCAUGGUCUUUGCUUCACUGUUGAUCAUGGCAGUUUCUGGUGCCACCUACAUGUUUGGUCUCUACUCAAAUGACAUCAAAACCUCACUGGGUUAUGACCAAACCACUCUCAACCUCUUAAGUUUCUUCAAGGACCUGGGCGCCAAUGUAGGCGUCCUGUCAGGUCUCAUCAAUGAAGUCACACCGCCAUGGGUCGUCCUCUCCAUCGGGGCACUCAUGAACUUCUCUGGCUAUAUCCUCAUCUGGCUCGCCGUCACCCGCCGCAUUCCCCAGCCAAAGGUAUGGCAAAUGUGUAUUUAUAUAUGUGUAGGGGCAAAUUCACAGUCUUUUGCCAAUACUGGAGCUCUUGUCACUUGUGUCAACAACUUCCCGGAGAGCAGAGGAAGCGUUUUGGGAUUGUUAAAGGGGUUUGUUGGGUUAAGCGGCGCAAUCAUAACACAAUUAUACCAUGCUUUCUACGGAGAUGACGACUCUGAAGCUCUUAUCUUGUUCAUUGCUUGGCUUCCUUCCGCUGUUUCUUUUAUUUUCCUUCCGACUAUUCGGAUUAUAAAGGGCGUUCGCCAGCCUCAUCACUAUGAACUCAAGGUUUUCUACAAAAUCCUCUAUGUUUCUCUUGGUCUUGCUGGAUUUCUCAUGGCUGUAAUCAUCCUACAAAACAGCUUCACUUUCACCAGAAUUGCCUACAUAGGGAGCGCACCGCUUGUUAUUGUGCUACUCCUUUUACCUCUAGCUGUAGUGACAAAAGAAGAAUUCAACAUCCGGGAAGGCAAGAGACAUUCCUUGACCUUGCGUGACCUUCCUAGGCUCAUGGUAGUCACAAGAGAGCCGUCUGCUCUUGAGAUAGCACCACAAGAAACAUCCCUCCGGGCCGAGAUAUCGGAUUUACCACCUGCCGCCUCAGCUCCGUCGAGUUCAGAGAAUAAGCAAGUGUCGUGCACGGACAACAUUUUCAAGCCACCAAACAGAGGCGACGACCACACGAUUUUGCAAGCAGUCUUUAGCGUUGACAUGUUAAUUCUCUUUGUAGCUACAGCCUGCGGCGCUGGUGGCACGUUGACGGCAAUCGACAACCUGGGUCAGAUUGGCAACGCCUUAGGCUACCACAAGAGAAGCAUCACCACCUUUAUCUCGCUGGUGAGCAUAUGGAACUACCUCGGCCGAGUAGUUUCUGGUUUUGUCUCUGAAAUGUUGCUGACCAAGUACAAGAUCCCUCGUCCUCUGCUUUUCACUUUCGUCCUUCUUUUCUCUUGCGUCGGUCAUCUUCUCAUCGCUUUCGCCGCACCGAAUUCUCUCUACUUGGCGUCGGUUAUCAUCGGGUUCUGCUUCGGAGCCCAAUGGCCGUUGGUCUUUGCAAUCAUAUCGGAGAUAUUCGGACUCAAGUACUACUCCACCCUCUACAACAUGGGAGGUGUGGCCAGCCCAGUUGGGUCAUACGUACUGAACGUGAUGGUGGCUGGUCGUUUGUACGACAGAGAAGCGUUGAAGCAGAGGAGGGGUUUGGGUGUAGUUGGAAAAGGAGACGGGAAGGAAAUGAGCUGCAGAGGCGUUGAGUGUUACAGGAUGGCUUUUAUGAUCAUCACGGGGGCGACAUUGAUUGGGUGCGUUGUUUCUUCAAUUCUGGUAGUGAGAAGCAGAGAAUUUUACAAAGGCGAUAUAUACAGAAAAUUCAGACGAGAGGGAAAAGCAGAAGAGAUGAGUACAGGGGGUGGUUAAUGGAAGAAGCAGUGAGGUGGAGUCGAAAGUUGGGCCGAAGCUGCCGGUUCCACCAUGACAUGUCAUCGAGUAAGCGAACAAAUUCAGUGGAUUGGAUCCAACUCCCACCAAAGGGAGUGCGGUGGUGUCAGGCCCAACCCAUUGGAGACGACGAAUCAGUUGUUAUCUAUUUGUUUGUAACAUUUGAGAUGAGGAGGGUUGUAGGUUACAGAGGAAGUGUUGACAAAAAAACAAAAAAAAAAAAAAGUGAAAUGGAGGGAAGAAGGGAAGUACGAAAAGUCUAAGAUUAUUAUUAUUAUUAUUAUUAUUAUUUUAUUUUCCUUCCUAUCAAUUCCUUAUUUAUAUAAACAAUCAUAUUUUUAUUUUAAUA
Carica papaya (papaya) is the source of this 2196-nucleotide messenger RNA. RefSeq names its product protein NUCLEAR FUSION DEFECTIVE 4-like. The record is from RefSeq and is a predicted model, not a curated record. NCBI's taxonomy places the organism in Eukaryota, Viridiplantae, Streptophyta, Magnoliopsida, Brassicales, Caricaceae. Gene Ontology annotation, cellular component: membrane.